AAACUAUCACGAGUACUUGUUAGGAAAAUAAUUCAAAAGGAAAGAAGAUGCUCCACAUAGUCGGAUCGGAGAAACGCUGACAAUCGAUGGUUGUCGUGUCACUUUGUCUGGGCACCGUUAGAUCUUGUAACGGAAAUUUAUAACAACUGUGAUUCUCAGAUCUUCAUUAAAACGCAUUGUUUGCGACUGUCUGUGAAUUUGAUCGUGGUAGUAGGGAAAAAAGAAAAUGCUAAACAAGGGAUCGAAUUACCACCGAAAUAAUGCGGUAUUUCGAUCCCCUAUUUCGGCCUUAUUGCUCUGCACCAUCGCCGCCAUGGCCUCUUUUUACGUCGCCGGCCGUUUAUGGCAGGAUGCAGAAAACAGGGUUUAUCUAGGUAAAGAGCUUGAUAGGAUCACAGGGCAGGGGAAAUCUUCAAUUUCGGUUGAUGAUACUUUGAAAAUAAUAGGAUGCAGGGAACAACUGAAGAAACUAACAGCUCUUGAAACGGAUCUGGCUGCAGCUCGACAACAAGGCUUUGUGUCAAACCACUUAUCAACCACAAAAACUCCUCCUGACAAGAGGCCUUUGCUUGUGAUUGGGGUUCUUACGGGUUUUGGUCGCAGGAACAACAGGGAAGUCAUUCGCAAGGCAUGGAUGUCAACCGGUGAAGCUUUGAAAAAGAUGGAGGAUCAAAAGGGUGUUAUAGCGCGAUUUGUUAUUGGUAGAAGUGCCAAUCGCGGAGACAGUCUAGAUAGGGGCAUAGAUAUCGAAAAUAAGAACUACAAUGAUUUUUUUGUCCUUGAAAGCCAUGUGGAGGCACCCAUGGAACUUCCAAAGAAGACCAAAUUGUUCUUUGCCCAUGCUGCAGAAAGAUGGGAAGCUGAAUACUAUGCCAAAGUCAAUGAUGAUGUUUAUGUAAAUAUUGAUGCAUUGGGAAGUACACUUGCAGCUUAUAUAGAUACUCCCCGUGUAUAUAUUGGGUGUAUGAAAUCAGGCGAAGUUUUCUCGGAGGAGGGUCAGAAAUGGUACGAACCGGAUUGGUGGAAAUUUGGGGAUGGGAAGACGUAUUUCCGACAUGCAUCUGGUGAAUUAUUUGUUAUAUCCAAGGCUUUGGCGAGAUUUGUCUCAAUAAAUAGAUCUAUUCUUCGCACAUAUGCUUUUGAUGAUGUCAGUACUGGAUCAUGGUUCAUUGGUCUUGAUGUCAAACAUAUCGAUGACAAAAAGUUUUGCUGUGCAUCCUGGUCAACUGGAGGUAUAUGCGCAGGUGCAUAAUCUGAUUUGCUAAAACACAGAAAGGCUGUAACAAGUUAGGACAUGGCUGCAGAUACUGGUUCUACAUGGUCACAUCUGAGAUAGGUGUUUGAUGCUUAGGGAAGUUGAGUAGCAAAGAAUUUCUUUUUCAUACAGCAAAAAGGAGCACACUCUAACUUAAUCAAUACAUGACCAGGGGAACUCAUUUUAAUGGAUUUGAUUGAAUAUUUGACUCUUUUGUUCUUUUAAUUUAUAAAUACAAAGCUAGAUAUCAUAGUGCCUAGAAGAGUUUAUUUACAUUGAGGUUUCCAUUUUUUCCUCAUUUCCAGCCCCAUGUAUUCUGUACCUCUGUUUAGACCCAUGGGAAAGAUUCGGUCCCCAUUGCUUCAUGAAAGAUUGCAAAAUUCUUCGUCCA
Molecule: messenger RNA, 1646 nt
Organism: Erigeron canadensis
Lineage: Eukaryota; Viridiplantae; Streptophyta; Magnoliopsida; Asterales; Asteraceae
Product: hydroxyproline O-galactosyltransferase HPGT1
Exons: 11
Coding region: 227-1252 (341 amino acids)
Cellular component (GO): Golgi membrane
Molecular function (GO): hexosyltransferase activity
Source: RefSeq, a predicted model, not a curated record